AUGCUUUCACCGGCACUCCCCAGCCUUCAGAACUCCGAGAAAUCCAAAACAGCAGCUCGACACACCCAUGAUGUUGGGUAUUCCAAGUGGGAGAAGUUCGACGCGGAUGCUGCGCUGGCCGAUUUGGACCGUCCGUGGCCGAAGGCAGAGAAGGCAGACAUCGCAAAGCUUCCAAAGUCGCUGCCAAUUGAUCGCAGCUUAGAGCCCAGUGAGUUGCUCGACGCAGCAAUUGCACGGCUUCAAGAGCCGCCAGAAACCCAAAGGCAGCCAGAGUCAGAGGAGUCAGAGUCCAAGGAAGAGCGCAGAGAAACUCUCAGUGGCACAAAUGGUUCAGGCACUGAGUGUGUCGAAGUGAAGCCAGUUGACGUUGAUGCCGCAUCAACCACUGCUUACAAGCUUGCUGCUGAAUAUGAAAAGUGGCAGGGGUUUGACGAAGAUCUGGAAGAGCUGGAUGAUGAUGAUGGUACCGACUACUGUAUGGAUUCGUCUGGUCUUGACUUGAAUGCACUGACAGGGCCAGAGGAAGAAGUGAACCAAAUCCGAGCACAUUGGCGCAGAGAGGCCAGGAAAAUGGCGCGGACCAAGCCCUGUAAGCAACGCGAGCAUUGUGAACAAUCCUCCCGUGUCGCUUCCCUACGCGAGGUCCAAUCGGGUCCUGUGAAGGAGCGCCCGUCUGUUUGUCAGCCAUCCUCCAAUGCCAUGGAGCAGAGCUAUGAUAAGUGGAAAAGCUUUGACGCAGAUGCCGCCCUCUUGCAGCUUGACAACGAGGAGACCACAGAAGAAGGAAAGACGAUGCGACUCAAUUCCGACCAGGGCUCUGCGUUCUUAACAACAGAAGGUUACACGAAGGAUCGUGAAGAGUAUGAUUUAGAUGAAGAUAUCCAGCGAAACAUGGGGAACUUAAAGCAGAUCAUCGCUCAGAAUUUGAAGGAUGCAUCGGCUCUGAAAGUGGAGGGGAACGAGAUGCUUCGAGCAGGCCACGCCAGGGAAGCCAGUGCCAAGUACUUGCAAGGAAUCUCCACUCUGCAGCUUGCCAGCUCUGCUUCCGUGCUGAUGACGACUUCACUGGCCGACAAGCAGUCUCGGCUUCGGGCAGAUCUUCAUCGCAACUUGGCGGCUGCUCAGAUUCAGCUUGGUGACUUCGCCGAUGCGGUGGCCAGUGCUGAUGAAGCUUUGCAAGUUGAUGGCAGUGAUGGAAAGGCCCGGUACAGACGCGCUGUGGCUUUGCUCCGACUGCAACGCUUUGACGAAGCGGCCGAGGAGGUCGGGAAGCUUGAGUCUGCUGCCUGCACCCGCGACGAUGCAGCAGUGAGAAGAUUGCGAGACGAGAUCGCAGCAUCCACUUCCAAGCAAUAG
Messenger RNA from Symbiodinium natans, 1356 nucleotides. NCBI's taxonomy places the organism in Eukaryota, Dinophyceae, Suessiales, Symbiodiniaceae. The record is from the annotation of a GenBank genome assembly.